AAAGGGGUCAAUCGCUGGAUUAUCACUGCUCUUGCUAAGGACUUAGACACCACUAUCACGUACACAACAUUUUGUAGUACUCGUUGACUUCUUCUACACCUGACUUUUCUUUUGGAGGGGGGAUUAUUAGGUUGAAGGUAAGAGUGGAAGACCUCAUGUUUGCCUGUUUUGACGUUGCAAAGUUUUGGAAUAAGAAUUAUGGUACAUGACUUUGUAGCCUGCAUGGCCAUGGGAUUCUGACUGUCCCAGGUGCAGAGUGUUGAAUGAGGGGUCUGGCUGGGAAGUGAGUGCAGGGGUGACCGGCGGACUGAAGGACGGGUGGGCUUUGUGCUCGCCUGCUGUGACAGGGUCUGCAGCUCUCGACCAGCAGCCCUCAUGCCACUCAUCAACAACAAAGUGGGUGACGAUGGCACUACCAGUUCACCAAAGACUCUGGAAGAGGGGAAGGUUCUUAUCGACUCACUCAUAAAGGUGGUAGCAUGUUACCGCCACCUGGCCUCGUGUGUGGGUGGGUGCACGGACAGCUUGCACCUGCGUGACGAGCUGCGGCUAACGCGGGAGAAGGCCCAGAAGUUAGCGGUGGCCAGCCGUCACCACCUCACGGCACGACUACGGGAUAAGACACUGCCCCAGGGGGAGAGACAGGAGAUGGAACUGCUUUGGGUGGCCUUCACCUCCAGUCUGGAACUCCUCCACGCAGACAUGUGCAAAGUCUUCAACAUGGGUUCCAACUUCUCCCUGAUCAAUAACAACACCUUAGUGCAGACUGGCAUUCAAGGGGAAACCAGUGAGGUGACAGCGCGGGCCCUCAGCCUGGCAGACCUGACCCGUGCCGAGGACCAGGUUCCCGCCAGCCUGGAGGAUCUGGAGCAGAGCCAGCUGGAGGAGGAGAUCGCCCAUGUGGAUGUCAUGCUGGAGGACAUGGAGGAGAAGGUCAACGUCCUGCGCUGGAUGGUGGAGGCCCGCGGGCCCCAGUACGCCGAACCGGCCAGCACGGACAGCGCCUCGUUGGGCCUCUUGUCCACGGACGAGGAGGCAGGUCCCCAAAGCCAGCAGUGCUGCGAGCGCAGCCAGAUUUUCAUGGUGCUGGUGCUGUGCAGCGUGGCAGUGGUGAUGGCCGUGCUGUCCGUCUGCGUGGUCUAUCUCUCAUGAGGAGGCUUGUCACCAGUGGAUUUCACCCAGGUUUUGUUGAGCCGCUAAAAGCAGUAGGACCUUAUGUUGCCAUAAAUUCCAUCCUCAUGUCAAUUGAUAUCCGAAAAUAGGGUUGUUGGAAGAAACUGGUGUUGUUGAAAGGGCGGGGUACUUUACAUAUUUCUUUAUUUGAAUAAAGAGCCCCAUUUAGAAUGAAUACACUUCAGGUUACACAGUUUGACGCUCCCAUUUCUGUUAGAAAGUCAAUAUCAAACACAUUCAAAAAGAGUUAGAUGCCCUGUGCACUGUAGUUUAGCUAAUGUUAAUGUAUUGUAGUGGAAUGAAAUUGAACCAUUUAUGCUCUUUACUAAUGUAUGCUGACUACUGUAUAUGACAGUAAGGUUAAUUAAUUUUUAUUGAAAUGCAUUGAACAUAAUCUGUUUACACAACUUGACAGUGGUUGAAAAAGUACACCCACCACAUUUAGGUCCAUGUUGUCAUUGACACUGAAGGUGUUUGUGCUGCCAGAUUACAAUGAAGAUCUUUGCACAUGAGUGCAAUGUGUGGGAGCAUAUCAGUUUGCUGACCUGUUGUGAAUAUUACAUUCUAAUGAAGAAUUUCAUGUUAAUAUUCUCAAUAUUGUGGCUUCCAUGUCACUUCAACCAAUAGGUUAGCUUACUGCAUUACUGAUAUUGUAUCCAGGCUUUCGCAAUACAGUAAUUAUUGCAGGAAUAUGUGUAGUACUUGUGGAGUAUUCUGUUCAUAUUCUGUCUUCAGAGUCCUCUGUAACCCAAAUACCAUAAACCUGACCCGGGUCUGGAACGGGUUCUACAAUAAAUCAAAUGGAACAUG
Oncorhynchus gorbuscha (pink salmon) is the source of this 1983-nucleotide messenger RNA. Its product is annotated as regulator of G protein signaling 9 binding protein. Gene Ontology annotation, cellular component: neuron projection. NCBI's taxonomy places the organism in Eukaryota, Metazoa, Chordata, Actinopteri, Salmoniformes, Salmonidae. Bases 376 to 1152 code for a protein of 258 amino acids. The transcript has 3 exons. The record is from RefSeq and is a predicted model, not a curated record. Gene Ontology annotation, biological process: G protein-coupled receptor signaling pathway.